UACGCUGUAGUGCCGUACGUGAAUGAAUGCGGUUUGCCUGGACCUCCUGCCUGCCUGUCCGCGAAAUCCUGAUGCCGGGUGCUGGCGAACAACUUCACCUAGAUCGAGCUCGUCAUAUUACAGCGAACAUUAGGGUAAGGUAGACGCUGGAUCUCCCCCGAGCGCGUUCGGCAUAUAUGUGCUGGAUUCCCGUAUUGCCUUUGGAAUUUGGGUUUAACGGCGGAGGAUUGAACCAGAAAGACGACAUUAAUGCGACAUCUAUAAAGAUCUCAGUCGGUAGGAGACCAAAAGGCACAAGGGUGAGACUAUCCUGCUGUCUUUUUUUCUGCAUUAGAUGGGGGAUAUAGGCAGAUACGACAUUGAAAUUCCGUAUUCGAGAACUUUAUCACCACCGGAAUUGUAUUCGAAUCUGGACAAGCUGUCUUUGUAUUCUCCAGGCUCUCCUACGAUGCAAGAUGACAUGUUGCUUGACAAGAGUGCAGGAAAACUGCCUAUGCAGCAGCUAUCUCCCAACCCUGACCAAAGUUCAGAUAACUCAGAAGAUUAUUCACAAAGUUCCAAGACAAAGUCCGGAGACUCGAGUCCUCUAACUGUACCAGAUAAGAGUCGAGCACACCCGCAAAUUGAUCACACAUCAAUAACAUCUGCUUUGUUACAGCAGCAGCAUCACCAUCAACUUCAGCAGCAGCAACAGCGGCAACAUCAUCAACAGCAGCAACAACAACAGCAACAACAACAGCAACAACAGCAGCAGCAACAACAACAACAGCAUCUUGGUCUUCAUCCUCACCAACCUGUCAGUUUGAGCCAGUUGCACCAACAAGAAUCAGCCAACAGUGUUAUCAGCAGUAACACAGCUGCAGUUUCCAGUGUAUUCAAUACCCCUAGUUUUUGGUCAACUGCAAAUAAUUCAGAUGAAACUUUCUUUCAGAACAUCCCUGCAAUGAAUGGGGCAAUGCACCAGUUUCAGAAUUUCCCUCUAAAUUCUUCUCCCUUAUUCAGUCCGACACUUUCUCCUCAAGCCCAGCUCAACAUGCAGCAGGCGGCUCAUAGACGCAGUCUACCGCCUCAGCCUAGCACUCCCCAGCAGAACCUGUUCCCCACAUCAAGCCAGCUUCAGCAGGCACAGCUACAAGCUGGAAACCUCCUCCUGGCAAACAAGCAUUUGAGUUGGAAUGCUGGUCAACCAACAUCUUGGAACACUGCUGCACAACAGAGCUUGCAGCAGCAACAGUCUAACCCAUGGGGCACGGUCGGAUCACCUUCGUCAGCUGCCCAGAACCAUCAUCGUCGAUCGAUGCCACCACUUUCAACCCCAACUGUUAGCCAGUCAACACCAAGCCCUAACUCUCUUGGGUUAUCACCUAACAAGAUAAAGGCCACCAGCAACCCCAUCAUCUCUCCUCCCAAGUUCCAUCGCAGUACUUCUCUCCCUGGAAAGAGCUUCUCACAGCCUCAUCUGCCUUCAACUGCAGGAUCUCACCCCACCCAUCAGGGACAGCAGCAGCAGAGGCAGAGCUAUGACUUUGGUAGAGAUGUUGGAGGAGAUGCUACUCAGGCAACCCAGAAUGGCACUCAGAAUGGAACUCACCAUCUCUCGAAUAGCACACUGUUUCCAUUCCAGGAUAACCCUGGUCAUCAGACACAGAACACUGGCAUGGACCAUCUGAAACUGGCCUCCCUGGAACAUCAGCUAUUUGACAUCAUGCGUGGCACAGACCAACCUUCAAUGGAAUUCAAUGCACGUGGUACAUGUGAGUAUCUGCCCAGUUGCGUGUGGUGUUGCUCCUUGGUCAUGCACAUUUGUUUACAUCUCGGCUUUAUACAUGUACAGAUAUUUAGACUGUACAUGUAUAACUAUUGAAAUGGUGGAUGCAUGUUAGCUGAUUUCUGAAGCGUUAAUCAACUUACAUGUUCAUGUACACUGUAGCAUGCUGUAAAAUCUAUGAAGUAUGAGUGACAGUGUACAUGUACUCCAAACAUGUGAGCAUGCAUCGCAAAUUGGUCUUCACUCAAUCACAGAGAAGUGGAAAAGUACAGUGUGUGUACAUUGUAAAUGUACACACUUAGAUUUACAGGUCACUAUUUCUAUGAAGUGCCCAGGGUGACAAAAAUUGAUGACAAUUAGAAACAAAUAUUUUGUAACCCAAUCGGAAUCGUUGAUCUGAAUUGUUGGUUAUUUAUCUGCUCCAAACUGGUGAUGGCGAAUUUCCAUAUUGUUGUAUACUACUUAAAAAACCACAUAAAUUCUAUGCACAAUUUGAAUCUGUUGGUAUGUUUUGUUUGUCCUCGCCACCUUACCAUUGGGGUUCAUCAUUUGUAUGUUAGUCUGAGAGUUGCACGUGCCAGACAAUUUACCACUUUCCUGUGCCCUUAAUGAUUGCUUCUGCCUACUCAUAUUUAGUCACAGGAAUGAGGGGGGUUUAGGUACCGUGGUAGGUUUUUCCUGGGAUAGAAAUGGAGCAACAAACCGUGCAGUACACAGGCUCAAUGGGCCCAUUUCCAUCAGCCAGAGUUGGCAAAUUAUCCUGCUAUUUCUUAUCCCAAUCAAAACAUUUCAAAUCUAAUGAUGUUACACCUGAAUAUCUAGGCGUUAUUGUGGGAAAUUUCAUUUAUUUCAUCAGGAGCAGCCCAUGUAGUACAUCCUCAGGCCCGGGGGUGGGGGGGGGGGGGGAAGGGGCACUCAGUAUAUAAUGCGUGGUGGGUAUGUAGGGACAGUGAUUUUCCGCGAUCACGGAAAACUGACGGAAAUCACGGAAAAGGCAUUUUGAAACGGAAAGUUGCAUUUCAAAUGGAAAAUCACAGAAAACAUAUUUUUCCUCAAAAAUACACAGAACAGCAAUAGAAAUUACUCAAAAUCUUAACAAAUAUGAAUAUUAAAUGGCCACAAAACCCCAGAAAACACGAUCUCACUUCGCUACAAUCAUGACAAUUCACACAUCGUGACUGCACUCGACUUCAUCUCACUCGCCGCCCGUACCCGGCACCAGCCCGGGCGGGGUUGUAUUGGGCUUAUCGAAAACAUUCACAUGCACACGCUUGAUUUCAACAACACGGUCGUGUGUUGCUGCCCUCUAUGUUCAAAGAUGUAACAGCAUGAUAUCGGGGUCUUGAAAUCCAAAAUGGCAGAUAGGCGAAACUCGUUGACUGCUGGAAACGAUGUCCAAAAAAACCCCAAAUUAUUGAUAAAAAUUGAUAAAACCGUAAAAUAAUGCUAUUAAUUCGGAAGGUGAGCCUGAGGAUGUAGUUAUGUUAAAUACGUUUGUCAAAAUAUUUUGUGUACCCGCAUAGAUCCGAUUAGAAUGGAUUCUAUUGCGUUGCUGGUACAGUGGCAGAUACAAAUUUUGACUAGCGCGAGUGUGAUAUUGCUAUUCAAUGGGUAAACGGAAUUCCCCUUUUUUUAUGUACACAAAAAGUCUAUGGAGAAACAGAAUUUUCUGUUUCUGACAUGCUGAAACGGAAUUUGAGAUUUUCUGAAACGGAAAAGGCAAUUUUUUGAAACGGAAAAUCACUGUCCCUAGGUAUGUGCCGCGGAGGGGACCCCCAUUUUUACACUCAAAAUUCUGUUCCAAGGCAUAGCAUUUUUAUCUUAUUGAGAAAAAGAACAGAGAAAGCCACUCCAAAGCAUAGCAUUUUCUUCUUAUCGAGAAAAAAUAAAUCUGUUCCAAAGCUUCUCAUAUUUUUUGUUACGCCGUUCCGGCUGCAUUGAUCCACUACAUUGAGCUGCAAUUUUGGUGAAAAGCGGCCGCAGAGAGAUGUCCGUCCAUCGCCUAUGCUCAAGCGCACCCGGUGCCCGUACCACCGGGCUAGCUGCAUGCACGUAUGCCCGUUCAAUAGGGAUGCAUAUGCACUCACACGCAGCAGACCUUCAUUUUUGAGGAGCGCGAUCACCAUGGAAGUCUACAUGUGGGACUACAUUAUUUACCGAGUGUAAGUUCAAAUCAGAGUUGGGAAAGAAGUGAAUAUUCUUCAUUUUUCUGAUAGUUUUCAACUAUAUCAAAAUAAUUUCAAGGAAUUAUGGAAAAUAGAUGGCCAUUUCAUGGAUUUAAAGAUGUAAAAUGUGAAAUUUUAGCAAUUUUUUUUAUUUUUUUAUUUUUUUUUUAGCAGGAGCGCGAUAUUUUGUAAACGUAUUGACCCAGGCCUAGUUUCACCACAGAUUAAUUAAUAGCUACACAGCUAUUGCAUAUAUACGAUGUUAAUAAAAAUCUACAAUUUAUCAUACAUGUAUUGUAUUGAAUUGAUUUGAGCUCCUCAAGGAGAGCGAUUCUGAGGAGCUCAAUUGAGCUCCUCAAAAAAAUAAGGAGAGCGAUUUAUUGAGCUCCACAAAAUUAUAAACAUGAAGGACUGACGCAGGCGACCCGUUUUCACAAACAUUUUUAGUUCCGAAGCCCGUUCCGAGGACCCUCCUUUUUACAAUAAGCCCGCUCCGUUUUUUGUCUCGCCUGCGGCACAUACCUACCACUUUUUUGGUCAAGUACCUCCCCCCCCCUGGGUCCUCAGGAAAGCAACAUGAUAGUUGCGCAACAGGCAAUUUUAGAUGUACACCCAAGGCAAUCACAAUAGGUUGUUUCAAACCGUGUUGAUCACAAGAAUCCUGUUUAAUUACGAAAACUUUUUCAGGCUAAAAAAUACCGAUAAUUUAUUUACGCAUUCACACCGCCCUGAAUCAUACCCUUUAGGGAAAGUUCUUGAAGUUAUGAGCAUGCACAGUAUGGUCUGAUAAGCAGGCAAGGCGCGAUAUUCAAAAUCGCUAGCUCAGCAGCAACCAACAGUGCCCACGCCCAGUACAUGCUGGGCUAAGAAAGUUCCUGUAAUUUGCUUUCAUGCUGCUGAAAUACCUGCGACCUUGGAAAAAUCCCUGAGAAAGUUUUCGUAAAUUUGACAAGUACCUACUAUUUAGCGGGUAUUUUCUUUUGGAGAUACAUGUAUUACGUGUAAAUUCCUUUCUCACUGCCAAAAUACCUGGAACUGACAAACUUUGAGGCGGUCUGAAACCACUUACUGUAUUCAUUGCCUUUGGUUAAUGUGGGCCCUGACUGAAAUAUUACAAGCCGGAGUCAAACUGGGAUUUUUUGUCCAGUAACUAGCAGUUUGGUGACUUAAUUCAACUUCACAACUAUUGCACGCAUACAUCAAUGGGCCCAAAGGCCAAGGGCCUAUGCUCAGACCAGUAGUCCAUGGACUGGACACUCACAUUGCAAAAUUCAAUUCUUUAUAAAGUCCUUUUUUG
This is a messenger RNA of Lytechinus pictus (painted urchin), 5230 nucleotides long. Its product is annotated as alpha-protein kinase 1-like. NCBI's taxonomy places the organism in Eukaryota, Metazoa, Echinodermata, Echinoidea, Temnopleuroida, Toxopneustidae. Bases 335 to 1864 code for a protein of 509 amino acids. The record is from RefSeq and is a predicted model, not a curated record. The transcript is spliced from 2 exons.